AUGGGAAAGACUCCUGGUAAAUGGAUCAAGACUUUGCUUCUCGGAAAGAAGUCUCCGAAGUCGGCAAACGGAAGCGAGAAGCUGAGCUCUGCUAAGAAAGAAGAGGUGGUGGUAUCGGUGAGGGAUGGUCUUUCAAACUUAUCGCUUGAUCCUCCAGUGGUUUCAGCACAGCCAGACUCAGCUACUACUACUGCUCAAAAUGUGGUUUCUCCAAGCAAUGGUGAUGAGUCAAAGGCUAAUCUUGAAUCAAGAAAUGACAUGGAAGAAGUCGAGCUUGAACACGCUGUAAUAAAGGUUCAGGCUGCUUUCAGAGCUCAUCAGGCACGUAGAGCAUUUCGAACACUUAAAGGUAUCAUCAGGCUACAGGCAGUGAUCCGUGGUCAUCUGGUGAGAAGACAAGCCGUUGCUACGUAUUCAUGUAUAUGGGGAAUCGUCAAGUUUCAGGCGCUUGUCCGUGGCCGGAAAGCUAGAUCUUCAGAUAAUGGGGUUCAGCUGAGAGCAGGUGAUUCAGAAGCUUUGCAAGUGAGCACCUGUAAAUGGAUGGAUAAUCCCUCAAAACUCUUCUUUGUUGAUAAGCUUCUGGCUUCAUCACCAACUGCAUUGCCUCUGAAGAUCCAGUAUGGUCCUAAUGAUCCUAACUCAGCCAAGGUUUGGCUUGAACGCUGGACACAGUUGCAAGUUUGGUCUCCUGGUUCAGGAGCUGCUAAGAUUCCUGUUCCAAAACCUAAGACAAAGAAGCGGAAUUAUGAAGCUGUGGUUGAAGCAGAAAAGGCAAGGCCAAAGCGAGGUGUCAAGAAACAAUCCGGACCAACUCGUGGAAAUGGUUCUAAGCGUUCUACAGCUGAGAUUGAGAAACCUAAGCGAAAUGUGAGGAAGGCCUCCACGCUUAGUAAAGAUCCCCUAAGAACCGAGAGUGACAAGGCUAGUAAAGAUCCCCUGAGAACUGCGAGUGACAAGGCUAAGCUAAAUGCGAGAAAAAGUAGAAGCGCUUCGAAGGAGGGAUCUCCUUCUCAGGUUAAAGAUGAGAAGCCUAGGCUUAGUCUCAAAAGGUCUUCUCUUUCAAACGGGUCAGAGAAAGCCACCCGUAAAUCUGCUGAGAAGAAGAGAGAUCAUGUGGAUUCUGUGAAGAUAGAGCCUGAAGUGAAGGUUUCAGAUGUUCUUCAAGGAGGAGACGCUGUUGAGUCAGCUGAAAAGGUGAAAAACACUACAGACUCUGUGCAGAUAGAUCCUGAAGCGAAGGUUUCAGAUGUUCUUGAAGGAGGAGAUGCUGUUGAGUCAGCUGAAAUGGAGAAAAAUACUGCAGAUUCUGUGGAGAUAGCGCCUGAAGUGGAGCCUGAAGUGAACCUUUCAGAUGUUCUUGAAGGAGGAAAUGCUGUUGAGUCAGGCGUAGAGGAGAAAAACACUGCAGAUUCUGUGCAGCUAGAGCCUGAAGUGAAGGUUUCGGAUGUUCUUGAAGAAGGACUCGCUGUUGAGUGUAAUGAAAAGGAAACAGAUACCACUGAUGUAGUUCCUAAAGAGUUUGAUGUCGAAAACGAAGAGAAUUCACCGGAGGAAGAUGAACCUAUAGCUGCAGAGAUCGGUGAUAAGGUUGAAGACCUCAUAUGCUCAGAUGUGAAGGUAAGCUCUGAUAGCACAAAGCCAAGUGAAAGACGAGUGUCACUGCACGCAAAUAAUGACAAUCAAGAUGAUGGGAUUACACAUAGUGGGAGGAAAAUUCCCAGCUACAUGGCUCCAACUGCAUCUGCAAAGGCCAGAGUGAAAGGAGAAGGUUCUCCAAGGUUUGCUCAAGAGAAAAAUGGGACAUUGCGGCGCCUUUCACUGCCUUCUCCAGCCAAUGGUAAGGUGAGUAGUACUGCUACUACUACUACUUCGUCUCCAGGGGCUCACAGGCUUCUUCUAGCCUCUGCCAAAGGAUCUAUCAACGGCGACAAAUCAUUUUCUUCUUCUAAGAACAUAAGUGAUAAGUCAAAGACCGAGUGGAAACGGUGA
Microthlaspi erraticum is the source of this 1989-nucleotide messenger RNA. The record is from the annotation of a GenBank genome assembly. NCBI's taxonomy places the organism in Eukaryota, Viridiplantae, Streptophyta, Magnoliopsida, Brassicales, Brassicaceae.